Messenger RNA from Camelina sativa (false flax), 573 nucleotides. The record is from RefSeq and is a predicted model, not a curated record. NCBI's taxonomy places the organism in Eukaryota, Viridiplantae, Streptophyta, Magnoliopsida, Brassicales, Brassicaceae.
AUGGUCUCUAGCUCCAACAAAGCGGUUCUUACUGUUGAUGAUCACUUGAGCCCUGCGCAUACCUUGCUUCAGAUUCGUUGUGUUGAUCAAAAGGGGCUUUUCUAUGAUAUCCUCAGGACUUCUAAAGACUGCGAUGUCCACAUUGCAUACGGUAGAUUCUCCUCAAAGGUGAAAGGCUACAGGAAUUUGGACUUGUUUGUUCGAGGUACAGACGGGAAGAAGAUAUCGGACCCAAAACAUCAAGCCAACUUCUGUGCUCGGCUUAAGGAGGAAAUGGUGUGUCCUUUGCGAGUGAUCAUCGUGAACCGAGGACCAGAUUCUGAGCUGUUAGUAGCUAACCCUGUGGAGCUAUCUGGCAAAGGAAGACCACGAGUUUUCUACGAUGUCACACUCGCGUUGAAAUCACUAGGAGUCUGCAUUUUCUCGGCUGAGAUUGGGAGGCAUUCGACUUUAGACAGACAAUGGGAAGUUUAUAGAUUUCUUUUGGAUGAGAGUCGUGAGUUACCGUUGGCUAGUCUCCGUGCAAGGAAUCAGAUAGUGGAUAGAGUCACAAAGACACUUAUGGGUUGGUGA